This is a messenger RNA of Pelobates fuscus (common spadefoot toad), 699 nucleotides long. RefSeq lists its product as uncharacterized. The transcript has 4 exons. Gene Ontology annotation, molecular function: tumor necrosis factor receptor binding. Gene Ontology annotation, biological process: positive regulation of activated T cell proliferation; immune response; positive regulation of cytotoxic T cell differentiation. NCBI's taxonomy places the organism in Eukaryota, Metazoa, Chordata, Amphibia, Anura, Pelobatidae. Bases 1 to 699 code for a protein of 232 amino acids. Gene Ontology annotation, cellular component: plasma membrane. The record is from RefSeq and is a predicted model, not a curated record.
AUGUCAGCAAGUCUACCAUCGCAUAAUAUAAAAAAAGGUCUAUCCUUACCUUUAAGCUCAGCGGACCCAGAAAGCCAAAGAACCUCACACAGGAGGGGCCGCUGCCUGGAUUACUGCCUUGUGAUCUCUCUUGUGGUGCUGACCAUGGCGGUAGGAUCACUAUGUGCCCUGUAUUUUGUUUGGGAGAAACCCAGUCUGGGCUAUCAAAUAAGGGAAAUCAAAGACCCACAGAAAAGCAGUGCUCAUCUUGUGGCUAAAAAUGUUCUCUUACAAAACACAACCAUGGAAUGGAAUCCUAAAGGAGUUGGAGAUAUGUUAGUCGGAACCGGUUUUAAGGACGCUCCUGAAGAGUUAAAGGUUACCAGAUCCGGCCUUUAUUACAUCUACUCCCAGAUGAAGUUGAGAUGUGUAGACAUAGAUGAAUGCAAAAAGACAGGAUCCGUGUCCGUCACUGUACUGAAAAAUGGAAAUAAGGAUGAACCUCUCCUGGAGCUCAAUGUCCAAAUCUCGGAAUCAUCCAAGAAUGUCAUCCCUACUUCUUUCUCCGGGCGUUUAAAAUAUCUGUCUAGUGGUGAUCGCCUGAGCUCCCAUCUCUGGACUGACCAGGAACAUGAAGAUUGGCAUUUGGAUGCGAAGGAAAACAACUUUCUAGGACUCUUCUGGGUCAGUGACAUAAGUGGUAUGGGACUCUCCCAUUGA